Myodes glareolus (Bank vole) is the source of this 2975-nucleotide messenger RNA. RefSeq names its product transcription factor AP-2 alpha (gene Tfap2a). Gene Ontology annotation, molecular function: DNA-binding transcription factor activity, RNA polymerase II-specific; RNA polymerase II transcription regulatory region sequence-specific DNA binding. Lineage: Eukaryota; Metazoa; Chordata; Mammalia; Rodentia; Cricetidae. Gene Ontology annotation, biological process: regulation of transcription by RNA polymerase II; regulation of cell population proliferation; anatomical structure development. The record is from RefSeq and is a predicted model, not a curated record. Gene Ontology annotation, cellular component: nucleus.
GCCGAUUAGCACCGGAAGAGUUGAUUCCCAAUGAUUUAUUUUGAUGCACGUAUGACACAGCACGGAGAGUCUCAGACGCUCAUAAGUCUGCUUUUCGGCUCCCUCCAGAAACGGCUGUGCACCGCCAGCCGAAUUAUGUUCUAGUCCACGCAGCACCUGGGAAACCUUGCUGCCCAAACACCCCGAUGAAUUGUCAGUUCGCUCCAGCUUCACACCGACGGGAGCAAAAUCAUUCAACCCCUCGUAGCUGUCGAGUAACCUCUUCAGGCCCGCACUUUGCGCUAACCUAGAGAGUAGCUCCGCUGGGGUGCGAGGCGCAGAGGGGCAAAUCCGAUCACGCCGAUCCAUGAAAAUGCUUUGGAAACUGACGGAUAAUAUCAAGUACGAAGACUGUGAGGACCGUCACGACGGCACCAGCAACGGGACUGCACGGUUGCCCCAGCUGGGCACUGUAGGUCAAUCUCCCUACACCAGCGCCCCGCCGCUGUCCCAUACCCCCAAUGCCGACUUCCAGCCUCCCUACUUCCCCCCGCCCUACCAGCCCAUCUACCCUCAGUCGCAAGAUCCUUACUCCCACGUCAACGACCCCUACAGCCUGAACCCCCUGCACGCCCAGCCACAACCGCAGCACCCGGGCUGGCCCGGCCAGAGGCAGAGCCAGGAAUCUGGGCUCUUGCACACGCACCGGGGGUUACCCCACCAGCUGUCGGGCCUGGACCCUCGCAGGGACUACCGGCGGCACGAGGACCUCCUGCACGGCCCACACGGGCUCGGUUCCGGGCUCGGGGACCUCCCGAUCCACUCCUUACCUCACGCCAUCGAGGACGUCCCGCAUGUAGAAGACCCGGGUAUUAACAUCCCAGAUCAAACUGUAAUUAAGAAAGGCCCUGUGUCCCUGUCCAAGUCCAACAGCAACGCCGUCUCCGCCAUCCCCAUCAACAAGGACAACCUCUUCGGCGGCGUGGUGAACCCCAACGAAGUCUUCUGUUCAGUUCCGGGUCGCCUGUCGCUCCUCAGCUCCACCUCGAAGUACAAGGUCACGGUGGCGGAAGUACAGCGACGCCUCUCACCGCCCGAGUGUCUCAACGCGUCGCUGUUGGGCGGAGUGCUGCGGAGAGCGAAGUCUAAGAAUGGAGGAAGAUCUUUAAGAGAAAAACUGGAUAAAAUAGGAUUAAAUCUGCCAGCAGGGAGACGCAAAGCUGCCAACGUCACCCUGCUUACAUCACUAGUGGAAGGAGAAGCAGUCCACCUAGCCAGGGACUUUGGGUACGUGUGCGAAACUGAAUUUCCUGCCAAAGCAGUAGCGGAAUUUCUCAACCGACAACAUUCCGAUCCCAAUGAGCAAGUGACAAGAAAAAACAUGCUCCUGGCUACAAAACAGAUCUGCAAAGAGUUCACUGACCUGCUGGCUCAGGACCGAUCUCCCCUGGGGAACUCGCGGCCCAACCCUAUCCUGGAGCCUGGCAUCCAGAGUUGCUUGACCCACUUCAACCUCAUCUCCCAUGGCUUCGGCAGCCCGGCGGUGUGUGCCGCAGUCACCGCCCUGCAGAACUAUCUCACCGAGGCCCUCAAGGCCAUGGACAAAAUGUACCUCAGCAACAACCCCAACAGCCACACGGACAACAGCGCCAAAAGCAGUGACAAAGAAGAGAAACACAGAAAGUGAGGCUCUCCUCCCACCCUGAGCCCACCCGCCUCACCGGCCCGCGCCCCCCACUCGCCCUUCCCCCACCCGGCAGGUGACAGCUCCGGGACCAGCCACUCCUUCUGCUGCUGCUACGCCGCGCUGCCGCGCCGCCCCUCGUCCCCGGUCCCCGGGACUGCUCUUUCGACUGCCAGUGAGGCAGCUGCUGCCUACUCAGCGCCCUGCCUCAACUUCCCCAUCAGCACCAACACUCCCUUUCCCUCAUCUGGAGCCUAAAAGAACAGAACAGGUCCUGAAGCCAGCAAAGAAAAGUUCUGUCGCGUUUGUGAACCUUUUUUUUUUUUUUUAAAUCAAAUCAACAAAAAACAUUAAAACUUUUUUUUCUAAAAAAAAGAACGUUAAAAAAAUUUAAAAAGUAUAUGAGCUUCAUGGGACUAACUCAUCGCCUUCCCUUGCAUACUUCAGAUUGUAGCCAUACUUAAAAAAAGGCAAAGAGGAUAAUGACAUUUUUAUCAGUAUUGUGAAUAAACUUGAACACAAAUACAGAAGUUCUAUGUCCUGUCUUCAGUUGUAGAAGUUGUCUCUGCAAGGUGCCCACUUGAACUUCCUCUGAUGACACAAUCCACACUUCUAUAAGGGAAUCAGUGUUCACGUCUCUGUAUAUAUUUAUUUAUGUGUAAUUUAAUGGGAUUUGUAAAUAUGGUGAGUCUGUUUUAAACCUUUUUUUUAUUUAUCUGGUGAUCUCGUUUACCUCCUGUUUAGUGGGUUUUGGAUCCUCCCUAUUAGUUCUUCAUGUGGUUUUACUUACUUAGAACCCCAGGGUUUGGGUGAUUCCCCCCCCCUUCUGGAAUUCAUGAAUUUAGCCCCUUGGUAGCAUGUUAACAAUGAUAAUGAAACAGCUGAACAAAACUUUUUAAAAGUAAAAUAAAAUUUUAUAUAUAAUUAGUAUUACAUUUAGAUUUUCAUUGAACUGAAAGGAAAAACAGAGUGAUAUUGGGACAUCAUUGGAGAGAUUUUUCUUUUUAAUGGUUUGAUAACCCUCCUAUGGAAUCGUGGGGAGAAAAAUAAAGUUUAUUUGAGUUCAAUGUGCUCCCUGAAAAGCGUCCUCUGAGCAAUAAAUGAAUAUUGUCUUUAAACCAAGGGUUAGGGAUUUCUCUGUGCUCUCUCUCUUUCUCUCUCUCUCUUCCUCUCUCUCUUUUUGUUCAACUUCAAGCAUUUGCGACCACCUGGUAUUCUGCGUCUUCACUGGCCACAUUGGAAGCAGUUCUAGAUGUGCUGUGCUGAGUUGCGCUGGCGGUAGUUUCCAUGCCUGUCAAUGUAUCAUAGUCCU